This is a messenger RNA of Owenia fusiformis, 1396 nucleotides long. The record is from the annotation of a GenBank genome assembly. NCBI's taxonomy places the organism in Eukaryota, Metazoa, Annelida, Polychaeta, Sabellida, Oweniidae.
AUGGCGAGCGAUGGAAUUAUUCAGACGCCGAAUUCUUCAGACAUCACAACUUCAAUACCUACUAACUUGUCUCCAGUCCUAACAAGCAUGAGAAUGGACUUUUCAACGGCUGGACUGAUUGGAAAUGCUUCAUUCCAGAACUAUUCGAAUUCGAGUUUUCCGAACUCGACAAUCACAACAACUACCGUCAAGGCCCCAACAAUUGAGGACUUUUUGGCUUACCAAAUAGCGAAUAAUCUGGAUAUCUAUUUUUCACCAUUCUUGAUUAUCUUAGGAUUGAUUGGGAAUAUCUUAUCACUACUCGUGUUGACACGAACGAGUAUGAAGCGCGCAAAUUCGUCCUUGUAUCUUUGUGCCUUGGCGAUAUUCGACAUUGGGGUACUUAUCGUUGGUUUAGGAUACAGGUGGUCUUAUUCCGCCUUUGACGUUAGUUUAAGGAACGAUUUUAAUGAGUGGGGAUGCAAACUUCACUUUUUCUUUACGUACACUUUCAUUGACUUGUCCGCAUGGAUGUUGGUCUGUGUCACUGUUGAUAGGGUCAUCCUUGUUUAUUUGCCCUUAAAGGCCAAGUCGAUCUGCACUAAAAGGAAGACCAUAAUUAGCAUAUGUAUCGUUACGCUGUUCAUCAUGGGCGUGAACUGUCACUGGCUUUUUACAGUUGGAAAGCGGGUUUUCCUCUAUAUGGGUAAGGAAUACCCAGUAAAUUGCUACUACCAGGAGGGAUUUGAAGAAUUCCAUCAAAGGUACUGGCCAUGGAUAGAUGCGGCAAUCGCUUCACUUAUACCGUUCGCUGUUUUGAUCAUUUGCAAUAUCUUGAUAUCACUCCAGCUGUUGAGAGCAGGUAGGAUGCGAAAAAAGCAAAUGAACGUUUCGAAUUCAAAACAGGAUGACACGAUGCGAUCUAUGACAAUUAUGCUUGUGACAAUAUCAUUCGUGUUUCUCUGUCUCACAUCCCCAGUUGUGGUUGAACUCAUACGUAAGCUAACACUAAGACUCAACCCGGAGAAGCAAGCACCGCAAACGUUGGCUGAAGAGGCACACGAAGUCUUAGUCUUUACCAUCGUGAAUAUGUUAAUGUAUCUGAACAGCGCUGUGAAUUUCUUCAUGUACUGCGUGGGUGGAAGGAAAUUCCGUGAUUCGUUGCGAGAGCUAUUUUGUGGAAAGAAAUCAGUUUACAAGGGAACGACAAGAACAAAUACAUCUACUAUGAGCAUGAGUGAGACAGAGGCUCAAACUAAAGUGAACAGUGCUCCAAAUUCAGAUAAAGCAGGCCAAAUUAAAUUGGGUUCGAUUUCAGGCUCCGCAGGAGGAUCGAAGAUGGACAAAGUACUAGGACGUUAACAUAGCGGCAUGCAAACAUCUAUAAAUUGUAACCAGUCAGGCCUGUAGCCAGGGG